CAGCGACCCAGCAAACCAGCAAGCAAUAAUUGAGCUUGUCUGCUCGCUCGCACGCGCACACCCGCAGAAGAGGAGCCCACCUCGGCAGCCCCAUCUGUCAAGCGCUCAUCACCUCGACACGACUGGCUGACUGGCUGAAUUGGCUGUGUUUUGUUGACAUUCCUCAGUCUUCCCCGUCUCUCCCGCCCCGGCCAGAACCUUCACCGCAAACCUACCAGGCCCCCUGAUCAUACGAUGGGUCUGGUCUGCCCAUAUCGAUAUCGAUAAGCCAGGAUUCCCUCCAUCCUGUUUAAAUUUCCACCGUCGUAUCGGCUCGAUCUGUCGAGUCGCUUCCUCCUGGGCCAUGAUGGCUUCAAUGUCAAGAUCUCUUGGCAGCGGCCUCGCAAGAAGUAGGCUCUUCGAUGAGUCCGCUGCCGCCCUGCGCUGUCCGGCCUGUUUUCGCCGGCAAGCCCUCCACCAGACUGCCCUGAGGCCUGGGCACAUCGCUCCCAGUCGCCCACUGGCCCCCGCCCCGGGCCCGGCCAGCCGCCGUGCGUACUCGCAGAAGUCCCAGCAGAGGCCUAGGUUCACGUCCAGGUUACGCAUGGCACUGGGCAAAUCCAAGACCGAGUGGUACUUCAUCCCGGUCGGUGUUGGUAUAGGCUUCCUGGGACUGGCGCAGGGCUACAAGGUCUACACGCGGGAGAAGGAGAGGCAGGAGGAUGACGAGUUCGAGAGGAAGCCCAAGAGGCGCCCCCGGGUGAGGCCCGAGGGCCCGUGGCAGGUUCGCGUCAUGUCUACCCUGCCUCUGAAGGCGCUUUCGAGGUUGUGGGGAAAGUUCAACGAGGUAGACAUUCCAUACUACUUCCGUGUUCCCGGCUUCAAGCUAUAUUCUUGGGUAUUUGGCGUCAACCUCGACGAGGUCUCCGAGCCUGAUUUGCAUGUAUACCCUAACCUCGCAGCCUUCUUCUACCGCACACUCAAGCCCGGCGUCCGUCCUCUGGAUCCCGACCACAAUGCUCUGCUCUCGCCCUCGGAUGGAAAGGUGCUGCAAUUUGGUCAGAUCCAGGGCGGUGAUAUUGAGCAGGUCAAGGGCAUGACCUACAGCAUCGAUGCUUUGCUCGGCAAGAACACGCCAACACCAAGCAUAAGGUCCGGCACCAGCACGCCUGCGCCGGAUGGUAUCACGGCCCAAGAAAAACACAGGGAUGCCGAGAUCGUCAAGCAAGACGAGGAGUUUGCUCGUGUCAAUGGCAUCUCGUACACCUUGCCAAACCUGUUGACCGGCCCCGCCAUGUCCCAGGACCAGAAAGGCCGCCCCGAAGAUCAGUCCACUGCCGCGUCACCAACCUCUGUUUCUGAGGUCCGUGCCGAUCUUGCCCUGGGCGAAAAGCCGUGGUAUGAUCUCUUGUCCCAGGACAACCCGACCUCGCUGUACUAUGCCGUUAUUUACCUCGCACCUGGCGACUACCACCGAUUCCACUCGCCCACCAACUGGGUCGUUGAGCGCCGGCGACACUUUGCCGGCGAGCUGUACAGCGUGUCUCCGUACCUCCAACGCACCCUGCCUGGCCUAUUUACGCUCAACGAGCGUGUGGUGCUGUUGGGCAGGUGGCGAUGGGGCUUCUUUUCAUAUGUGCCCGUGGGCGCGACCAACGUCGGAUCCAUCAAGAUCAACUUCGAUCGUGAGCUGCGGACCAACAGCCUGACGACAGACACCGCGGCCGACAGGGCGGCUGAGGAGGCUGCUGCACGAGGAGAGCCGUAUAGCGGAUUUUCUGAGGCUGGCUACGCGAUGGCGAGCCCCGUGCUCCAGGGACACGCACUGCGCCGCGGUGAGGAGAUGGGAGGUUUCCAGCUGGGAAGCACCAUCGUGCUGGUCUUUGAGGCUCCGCUUGGUCAAGAGGAUGAGAGCGGCAAGCUCAGGGGCGGGUGGACCUGGAAGGUGGAGAAGGGGCAGAAGGUCAAAAUGGGUCAAGCGCUAGGAAGGGUCGAUGAGGAGUAGACCAGGAGGAAUGCCAUCUUCAAGACGAUGUAUAAACCAAGCUAUUUGUACUUUUUGGUACCACUCACCCUGGGGAACGUGUACCCAGGUCAUUCUCAAACAAGCAAUAUGGCUAUUGAAGAAGCCGGAAGUAAUGCCAUCCUGAUUUCGACACAA
Messenger RNA from Diaporthe batatas, 2140 nucleotides. RefSeq names its product phosphatidylserine decarboxylase 1. Gene Ontology annotation, biological process: phosphatidylethanolamine biosynthetic process. Gene Ontology annotation, molecular function: phosphatidylserine decarboxylase activity. The transcript is spliced from 2 exons. Gene Ontology annotation, cellular component: mitochondrion. Lineage: Eukaryota; Fungi; Ascomycota; Sordariomycetes; Diaporthales; Diaporthaceae. The coding region runs from base 344 to 1984 and encodes 546 amino acids. The record is from RefSeq and is a predicted model, not a curated record.